AAUAGAUCAUUCUCAUCUAAAGCUCGUACUCGGUGUGCUACAAAGAAAGCAAAGUAACAAUCGAGCACAGUUGUAAGGUUUGAAAUACAAUACCAGAUGGGAUCGCAGCCUCAUAAACGUGUGCACAAGGCAUCGAAUCACUAUAUCAACCCACCUCAUUCACUUGGCACUACAAUGCACUGCUACAUCUCUAGAUACAGUGUAUUUUGUAACUACAGGGUGUGGCAAAAGUUUUUGCACUGAAAUAAGGACCCAUAACUAUGGUUGCAAUGCAUUGCAACAAAAAAAAAAAAAAAAGACUAUGUUAAUGUUAUGUGUCCUGUUCUACAUUACAAAUCCAAAUAUGCUUUCAGAAGAGUCCACAUUUUGUGCAAAUGCAAGCUUCAAGUCGUUCCGGAAAUGCAUAGAUGGCAGCACAUGGAUGUAGUCUUCAUAUAAUUUACUCCAUGCUUUUUCCAACAUCCAAUGAAGAGAAGCCAAAUUGUGGUGAAGAGUAGAUAGGGCUCUGCUAUUUUACACAUACACAAUCGAAAAGUCAGGGUGGUUUAGAUCUGGGCUGUUUAAGGGCCAUACUAACGUCAAAAUGAAAUCGGCGAAGUUCUUUGUGCACCAUCGUUGCACGAUCUUCGCCUUGUGAAACAGGGCAGAAUCCCACUGAUACGUUCACUGACAGUUUCCGAAAUAUGAUCUGGCCCAAGGCAGUAUCUCCUCCUUCAGGACAACUUCCAGAUAGUUUCUUCCAUUUACUCUCGCUCCUUUCUCCAAAAAAACUAGUGGCCUCUUUCCAUCAGAAGCGAUUGUCCUAGAAUUUAUCACAGAUUGAUGACGGGAAAAUCUUAAGGCAAUUCUUCCGCUGACACUGGCUUCUUUGAGGCUCUUUGGUAACACCCUAUCAUUUUGAUGGUUUAAUCAAAAAGACAAGCAUUAUCGAGAUUGCUCGAUAUUGAAUAGUGCCUUGUCUGUCAAGAGAAUGCUGUGAUGGCAUGCCGUGCUGACGAAGCAUUUGAGCAGCUCCUUGCAUCUUCCAACUGUGGUUUCUUUCACCUGCUCUGUGACUCUACGAGCUUCCUGAACCUUGUAGGGCAACUUGUGGAAGUUCGCUUUCACGAUUCUUCAGACGGAAUGUUCGGAAAUUUCUUUGGUUUGGGCCAUUUGGCUUUCUGACAUCUGAAUCUUGAAGAGCGCGAGAACUUUUGCCGCACCCAGAUAAGUAUUAAGGAGCUUUUCCCUCAAGAACAUAAAUAAAUUAGGAGGGAGCAAUACAACUGGACCAUAGAAAUGUAUCCUUCUACGUAAUGUGAGCAAGAACGGAGCAGCGGCAAGCCUGCAGUAAUUUCUUUUGUUAUUUUUUAAGUAGUAAUGAGUGGGGUGAAAAGCGCACGUCUUUGUAUGAGAGAUGAAACUGGCAGCUAGCAUCAGGCUUGGUGUAAGGUGACCCGUGACAUUAGUUUAUUACUUUUGAAGGAAGAUUUUGCGCUUACUGGUAUUUUGUUUUCUACUUGUGAUGACAUCUUUCAACGGAAGCACUGUAACGCCGUCGGCUGACCAAAACUAGAACCGAAACUAAAGACCCUGCCGAAUCAGAAGUUACAUGUAGUCAAAUACGGCGCGGUGACCGAUUAUGUUGCCAACGUUGCAAAAAGGUAGUAUUUUUAAAAUUUUAGAUAUCGUUGGUUCUCUUUUCUUCAUUUUAUGUCUUAUUUUUAUAUUUACUUUUAUAUUUCGCUGGUUCUUUAUUCUAUUACCCACGUUUAACUUUUAUUCUGUGGGUUUCACAUGGACGCUGUUGGACGUACGGUGCGUUCUGUGGUACGGUAGCGCGUGUUUUGACAGCAUUCGCGGGCUGCCGUGCCAUGUUGCCGCAGAAUCCCGACGAACAAGAAUCCACAUUGAUUUUGCGUCACUGUUUUUUCACUGCUUUGCUCCCACGUCUUCAAAAUGGCGUCGAACUUCUCAAAAGCACUGACGUGCCCCACGAUAUCACCUUGAAUUUCAUUCAGAAUGUGGGCUGUGCUCGUUUCAAGCUCCUUAGUCAUGCAUUGAUGUUAAAACCUGAGCACAUCAUCUGAGAACACAGUGACCUGAAAGACAUUGUGACGGGCAAGGACCAAGAAGAACCAAGCCUGCAAAAACAUGUAUGCUACAGUGAACUGCACACGUGGCCCGGGAAUGCACAGCUGCACUAAGAAAGCUUUCACUCACUGCACCAACCUCUCUGAGGAAGUGUAUAGCCAAGAAAUAGACACCAAGGAGCAAGCUGAUGAAGUAUGUGGAUUCCAAGAGCUAAAGGACAUAUCAUCGAAUUUGUGUCGCGGCGUUGACCAGAAACUGCCAGUAAAUGUUGCCUGCGGCCACGAAGUGCCAGACACUGAAAAAUGUGUAAAGCAACAUCCUGGUAAACGAUGGCAUGUCUGUCGCUUGUGUUUAAAGAUGUUUGCUAACAACGACAGCCUGCAGUGCCAUUAUCGUACUCAGUGCAAACAUUUCCACAGCGAAGUUUUUCCCAAAGCGUUCCCCGACGGCACAGGCCUCACUGAACACAGCACAGCACAAGUCUCAGCCAAUAGUGAAAUGUUCAUUUGCACCCGAUGUUCCAGGAGCUUCUCCACCAAGGACAAUUUUGAUCGACAUGUUCCGGAACACGGAGUCAAGCAGACUAACAGUUGUCAUCUGUGCCCAGAAGAGUUUGAUGAUGCAUUCGCUCUGCAGGGUCACAUUGAUGCCCAUGAGUUAGCCUCCAGUGUGAAACGUUCCAACAGUCAUGGCCUGAAGUUUGAGUGUGACGAACGCUAUGGCAGUCUGUCCCAACCACGCUACAGCUGUGACGUCUGCACUGUAGAGUUUGCCGAUGAAGCCGUCCUCACUGAGCACGUAGAGAUAGCGCAUUCCUGUGAAUUGCACAGUGCCGACAAGAAACCGUUGAUGAACAAACAUUGUCUCGAUGUCUCUGGGGCAAUAGGCGCUGCUGAUUGCGUAAACGAAUUACCGUCCUUUUACAACUGCACCCUCUGCCCUGAGAGCUUCAAGGACUCAUCCACCUUCACUGAGCAUGUCCGGGUCGCACAUUCGUGUGAGCGGCAGAGUUCGGACAAGAAGCCGUCGAUGAGCGAGCGUUUCAAUAUCACUGCCAGGGCAACGAAUGUCGAUGACUCCGUAGAUAAUUUGUCAUCCGUGAGAGCCUAUGAUUGCAAACUUUGCCCCGAAAGCUUUGAGGAUGCAUCAAGCCUUGUGGAGCACGUCCGAAAUGACCACCCUAUGUGCCCUGAUGAAGAAAAGGAGAAUGCACGUUGCCAUGAACGCGCAUUUGCGAAGGUGGUGGCUUGCCAUACCAAGAAGCCUAACCCCGUUCGCCAUGCAUGUCACCUCUGUCCAGAAGAGCUUGACAACAGUGUCAGUUUGCAACAGCAUGUCUGCAUAGCACACGGCACCAUUGCAAAGCAUUCAGACACGAAGUCCCUUGGUUCAAGCAAACAAACCAACUCGAAGAAGCGCCAUUCUUGUGAUCAGUGUUCUAAAGGCUUUCGCUCAAAGGGCCACCUGACUCGGCACCUGGUCACGCACACGUCGAAGAGGCCGUUUGAGUGUCAUCUCUGCCCGGCGACGUUCUCCCAGAAGGGUAUCCUGCAGCGCCAUGUGCACAGGCACGUCGGCUACAAGCGGUUCAGUUGCCCACAGUGCGCCAAGCGGUUUGUUGUCAAGGCCGAAAUGCGGAUCCACUUGCGUACGCACACGGGUGAACGGCCGUACACCUGCGAGCAUUGCUCGGCUGCAUUCUCUGCGCGCGACAACCUGAAGAAGCAUGUGACCACUCACACAGGUGUUAGGCCUUUCACCUGCGAGCAGUGUCCCAGGUCAUUCCUCAGGUUUCAGGAUCUGAAACGUCACUCGCGGAGGCAUACAGGCGAGCGGCCCUUUGCCUGUACAUCGUGCCCAAAGACAUUCACACGUGGGAAUCUGCUCCGAGACCACGUUGAAGCUGCCCAUCAUUCUUGAACUCAUCUGUGCAGUUGCUGGGUAAUAUACUGAGGUAGACUGACAGGAUGGCACUUGUCUGAUAUGCUGAACGGACCUGCUUAGUAACUGAUGAAAUAAAGUGUCUUGUGGUAUCUUGAGAAAGGAAAAA
Molecule: messenger RNA, 4123 nt
Organism: Dermacentor andersoni
Lineage: Eukaryota; Metazoa; Arthropoda; Arachnida; Ixodida; Ixodidae
Biological process (GO): regulation of gene expression
Cellular component (GO): nucleus
Source: RefSeq, a predicted model, not a curated record